This is a messenger RNA of Diprion similis, 1971 nucleotides long. RefSeq lists its product as uncharacterized. The record is from RefSeq and is a predicted model, not a curated record. Gene Ontology annotation, biological process: DNA replication. Gene Ontology annotation, molecular function: DNA-directed DNA polymerase activity; DNA binding; nucleotide binding. The coding region runs from base 1 to 1971 and encodes 656 amino acids. The transcript has 3 exons. NCBI's taxonomy places the organism in Eukaryota, Metazoa, Arthropoda, Insecta, Hymenoptera, Diprionidae.
AUGGAGUCGCUGAACUUCAAUCAAAUCAACGAAUUUGAUUUAUCAAAGGUAUGUCAUAUUUGUGAAAAGCCGUUCGCGCGCGAAGACGUGAAACACCGUAAUCACUGUCAUUUCACAGGAAAGUACCGUGGUCAUGCGCAUCAAAGCUGUGAUCUUAAUUAUCAAAACUCGCAUAUCAUCCCAGUGAUAUUUCACAAUCUGUCGGGUUACGAUUCGCAUUUUUUGAUUAGAGCAUUGGCCACAACUUUCCAGGGUACUAUUCAGCUUUUACCCGUGAACAAAGAAAAGUACAUUUCAUUCACAAAACAUGUAACGGGGAUACAUAUAAAGUUUAGAUUCAUAGAUUUGUUUCGUUUUAUGCCCAGCAGUCUCGAAAAAUUGGCAACAUAUUUGAAUGACAAUCAGAAAGCAAUUACACGUAAAUUUUGCACAAGCUCUGAAAAAUUCGAGUUAUUAACCAGGAAAGGUGUUUUUCCGUACGAGUACAUGGAUAGUUGGGAGAAGCUCGAGGACGUAAAGUUACCACCUGAAGAAAAAUUUUAUUCAAAAUUAAACAACCAAGAUAUUUUGGAUAACGAUUACGCACACGCGUGUGAAGUUUGGCAAGCUUUUAACCUUAAAACAUUGGGGGAAUAUUCAGACUUAUAUUUGCAAACUGAUGUUUCUCUGUUGGCUGUCGUUUUUGAAAACUUUCGACAAAAUUGUUAUGCAAUGUACAACCUGGACCCGUUACAUUAUUUUACAGCACCCGGUCUCUCGUUUGAUGCAAUGUUAAAAUGUACCAGUAUCGAACUCGAGAUUCUCACCGAUAUAGAUAUGCUUAUGUUUAUAGAAAAAGAUAUUCGAGGUGGUGUGUCCCAAUGCUGUAAUCGAUAUGCAAAGGCUAACAAUAGAUACAUGGGACAUGCUUUCAAUCUAGCGCUCGAAGAGUCUCAUCUCAUAAACUUCGACGUUAACAACUUGUACGUUGCGGCUAUAAGCUUUGAUCUGCCAUGCAGUUUUUCCGAAUGGAUAAUAGAUUUCAGACAAUUCGAUGUUUUUGCGAUCACAGACGGAGCGGAGUUUGGCUACAUAUUGGAGAUAUAUUUGGGAUAUCCUGAGGAACUGCAUGAAAUGCAUAAAGAUUUACCACUGUGUCCGGAACACUACAUACCUCCCAUCUCAGAAACUAAGAAGCCGAAAUUGACGACCACGCUACUUUCCAAGCAAAACUGCAUUGUUUAUUAUCGCGUCUUGAAACAAUGCUUAGAAUUAGGUUUAAAAUUAGUUGAAAUUCAUAGAGUUCUCAAGUUUAGACAAACACCGUGGCUCAAAAAACAAUGGAAAAUAUCAGAAAGUAGAGAGAGCAGGCUGAUCACGAAAUGGGAUGGAAGAUAUGGUGCUAGAGCUACUACAGCCACUACAGCCAAACCAAAUUUCCACAGCUGCACAAUCUUUGAUAAAGAUAUGAUAAUAGUUGAAUUGCGUAGAACGACAGCAAAAUUAAUGUACACUGACACGGAUAGUUUGAUAUAUCAUUCCACCGUCCCCAACAUUUACAAAUGCAUCAAACAAGACUUGGAUAAAUUUGAUACCUCCGAUUAUCCACCUGAUAAUGCCUACGGAAUGCCGUUGGUUAACAAAAAAGUUCUGGAUUUGAUGAAAGAUGAGUGUAACGGAAAAAUAAUGGCAGAAUUUAUUGGCCUGAGAGCAAAGUUGUACUCAUUUAGAGUGAUGGGGAAGGGUGAGGAUAAAAAACGAGCCAAGGGUGUCAAAGGAUCCCUGUUAAAAACUUUACCCUUCGAUGAUCACUUGAAGUGUGCUUUAGAACACGAGAAUUUAGUCGAAUAUCAGAGUCUGAUACAGAGUCAGAAGCAUCAGGUCCAUACUAUCAAACAGAAAAAAGUAGCACUGAGCUGGAACGACAAUAAGCGUAUCGUAUUUCGAAACACAUCUGAUACGCUGCCGUGGGGCUACAAGACCUGCAGUUAA